AGGACCAGGUAGCCGGGCUGAAUCGGGCUGGUAGCUGGGAGCGGUCAGGAGAGGGGCUGCCAAGACUUCGUACGCUGCAGGACAUGAUACAGGUGCCACAUCACGGCCAUGGGAUCCCAGCAUUCUGCCUCUGCUCGUCCCCAUUCCAGCAAGCGAAAGAAAGAAGAUGACAGGGACGAUAUGUGGGCCCAACGAGAGCAGGAAGAAGCCAUUGCGCAGUUCCCUUAUGUGGAGUUCACAGGGCGAGAUAGCAUCACCUGUCUCACCUGCCAAGGGACUGGCUACUUUCCAACAGAGCAAGUAAAUGAGUUGGUGGCUUUGAUCCCGCAUAGUGAUCAGAGAUUGCGACCUCAGAGAACUAAGCAGUAUGUCCUCUUGUCCGUCUUGCUGUGUCUCCUGGCAUCCGGCUUGGUGGUUUUCUUCCUGUUUCCACAUUCAGUCCUUGUGGAUGAUGACGGCAUCAAAGUAAUGAAAGUCUUGUUUAAUAAGGAGGACUCCCUGGUAAUCCUCGCCAUCACGGCCACCCUGAAAAUCAGCAACUCCAACUUCUACUCCGUGGCAGUGACCAGCCUGUCCAGCCAGGUUCAGUACAUGAACACAGUGGUUGGCACAUAUGGGACAACUAAUGUCUCCCUCAUUCCGCCUCGGAGUGAGCAACUGGUGAAUUUUACUGUAAAUACUGAGAUGGGAGGACCAUUUUCCUAUGUCUACUUCUUCUGCACGUUACCUGAAAUCCUGGUGCACAACAUAGUGAUCUUCAUGCGAACUUCAGUGAAGAUCUCUUACAUUGGCCACGUGACCCAGAGCUCCUUGGAGACCCAUCACUAUGUGGAUUGUGGAGCAAACGCCACAGCUACUUAGAAACUGCUCUUGGUUCUUAGAUGGCAGCACCUGUUGGAAGAGAGCACAGCAUAUGUCCCUAGGGUCUGAGUUCCAUACCUAUUCCAGGUGGUGUAAGCAGAGGAGAAACUUGUUCUUUCAACCCCCAGCAAACAUCUCCUACCACUUGGGAAGAAAACUCCCUACAGCACCGUUUAUGUUACUUAGAACCAGCAGAGUCGACUGCUGGUGCCUCUUCUUGUACCCAGCAAGUAGUAGGCACUCAAUAAAUGUUCGAAGAAUUAAUUCAGAUCUUUUCAGCUGUUCUUGGAGCAUUAUAAUGAUCCCAUGAUCCUAGUAUCAAACCAUAGAGUGACAUGGAGAUAGGACUAUUAAUACAGCUGCAGAACUGUUUAGUGCCCUAUCUGGGCAGAAGUGGCAGCAAGGAGGGAACGUUUGAAUACAUAACAGAAGAAAUAAAGCACAUUCAAUACGUGAAUCUUCAUCUGCUCCCAGAUGUCUAGGAGCUUAAAACAAGAAAAAAAAGUUUUUACCAGGACUUUGUGUGGGGCUUGAUUUACCCUUCAUCCAUUGGCUGGAGCAUGGAUUAGGGAUUUGAUAGAAAAAUAAAUCGUGCUUUUCU
Trichechus manatus latirostris (Florida manatee) is the source of this 1462-nucleotide messenger RNA. RefSeq names its product transmembrane protein 106C (gene TMEM106C). NCBI's taxonomy places the organism in Eukaryota, Metazoa, Chordata, Mammalia, Sirenia, Trichechidae. The coding region runs from base 109 to 861 and encodes 250 amino acids. The record is from RefSeq and is a predicted model, not a curated record. The transcript is spliced from 8 exons.